CCCCCCCCAUAAUGGAACAGUACCCGACUUAUAAACAAAUUCAACUUCAGAACAAACCUCCUAUCCUGGUUGUAACUUGGCGACUGCCUGUAUUUUAUAAUUUAACUUUAACAGCUAUGGCUCAAUGAUAUGAUGUCCUGGGAAAUGUAGGCCAAGGGUGCUAGCACCUCCCCAAACAUCAGGUAUGGGCAAACUCAGGCCUGGGCCUUCCUCUCUCACACCAUCCUAUCCUUUCUUCCUUCCUGCUUCCCUCUCUUUCUUCCUUAACCCCCUCUUCUCCCGCUCUCCUUCCUUCCCUUCCGCCUCUCUGUCCUUUUUUCCUUCCCUCUCUCCCUCUUUCUCCUUUUUCCUUUAUUCCUUCCUCCCUCCCUUCCUUUUUGUCCUUCCUUCUUCCAUCCCAUCCUUCCCUCCCUUUUGUCUUUCCUUCCUCCUUUCCUCCCUCCCUUCUCUCCCUCCCCCUCUCUCUUUCUCUUUCCAUCGUUCCCUUCCAUCUUUUUGUCCUUCCUUACUUUUUGUCUUUCCUUCCUUCUCUCUUUCCUUUAUGCUUCCCUUCCUUCAUCCUUCUCUUCCUCCCUCCCUCCCUUCCUUCCUUCCCUUCCAGCCUCCCUUCCCCUUUGUCUUUCCUGCCCUCUCUCCUUCCUUCCUUCCUUCCUUCCUCCCUCCUUCCCGCUCUCCCUUUCUCCUUCCUUCCUUCCUUCCUUCCUUCCUUCCCUUUUAUCUUUCCCUUCCUUCCCUUUUCUUUCCUUCCUUCUCUCUUUCCUUUAUCCUUCCUUUCCUUCUUCCUUCCUUCCAUCCAUCCAUCUUUGUCCCUUCCUUCUUUCCCUUCCUUCUCUUUUCUUUCCUUCCUUCUCUUUUUCCUUUAUGCUUCCCUUCCUUCAUCCUUCCCUUCCUUCCUUUCAUCCUUCUCUUCCUUCCUCCCUCCUUCCCUUCCUUCUGUCCUUCCCUUUUGUCUUUCUUUUCUUCUCUCUUUCCUUUAUGCUUCUCUUCCUCCCUCCCUCCCUUCCUUCCUUUCUUUCCAGCCUCCCUCCCCGUUUGUCUUUCCUGCCUUCUCUUGUUCUUCCCUCCUUCCUGCUCUCCCUUUCUCCUUCCUUCCUUCCUUCCUUCCUUCCUUCCUUCCUUCCUUCCUUCCUUCCUUCCCUUGUAUCUUUCCCUUCCUUCCUUUUUCUUUCCUUCCUUCUCUCUUUCCUUUAUGCUUCCCUUCCUUCAUCCUUCCCUUCCUUCCUUUCAUUCUUCUCUUCCUCCCUCCUUCCCUUCCUUCCUUUCUUUCCAGCCUUCCUUCCCGUUUGUCUUUCCUGCCUUCUCUUGUUCUUCCCUCCUUCCCGCUCUCCCUUUCUCCUUCCUUCCUUCCUUCCUUCCUUCCUCCCUCCCUUCCUUCCCUUUUAUCUUUCCCUUCCUUCCCUUUUCUUUCCUUCCUUCUCUCUUUCCUUUAUCCUUCCUUUCCUUCUUCCUUCCAUCCACCCAUCCAUCUCUUUGUCACUUCCUUCUUUCCCUUUUCUUUUCUUCCUUCUCUCUUUCCUUUAUGCUUCCCUUCCUUCCUUUCAUCCUUCUCUUCCUCCCUCCCUCCCUUCCUUCCCUUUUGUCUUUCCUGCCUCCUCUUUUUCCUCCCCCCUUCCCUUUCUCCUUUUCGUCCUUCCUUCCUUCUCUCUUUCCUGCCUUCCUCCUUCCCUUCCUUCCUUCCUCGUAGGGAGUGCGAGCAUGCGGCCUCCAAGUUAGAAAGUUCGCUCCUGCCUGGCCGUGCCCCGAGCAUGGCAAGUUCAAGAGCUACCAAGCUGUCCUCCUUUUCCCCGCAGCCCCCUCCCUCCGCUUCCGAAGGAGCAGGACAGAACCGAAGGGGCGCCCGAGGCGGGUCCGCGACCGUUGGGUCGGUUUGCGCCUGGCUGGCCUCCGGAGGAGCGGCGCCGCCUCCUCGGCCGGGGAAAGAUGCACGCCCAAGCCCAUGGGAUGCAGCCCGUCGAGGGCAAGGGGCCGGGGGGAGUGGACGCGCCGGGGCCUCGCUACCCCCACGCGAGGGCCACCCUCGUCUCCCUCCGCAGGAUGCCCCGGGACUACCUGGUCUGGUCCCUGUUCACCUUCUUCUACGGCAACUUCUGCUGCCUCGGCCUGGCCGCCCUGGUCUUCUCCAUCAAGUCAAGGGACGCUAAAGUGCUAGGAGAUGUGGAAAGUGCAGAAGAGCAUGGCAAGACAGACAGGUGCCUGAGUGUUGUGGCGCUGGCCCUGGCCAUUGUGUCCAUGAUAGUUUCCAUCAUUGUGAUGGCCACUAGUAUGGCAUACAUCUAUAACAGAUUCCAGGAUGUAAACAGGCCUCCUGUGUAUGUCUCUAUCCAGAUACAUUUUAGAUUGCACACUUUUGGCCAAUAAAAUGCAACACCCUAAUCCUAAACCUGCUUAAUCUUGAGGGGGAAGGAUAAAAGGAAUCCCAGAUUGAUUGACAGGGCAGGAUAGAAAUCUAUACACAUAAUAAAAGUGAAAAUCUGCAUGUAUGUAUGUGGCAGGGGUGUCCACUUACUUACACAGACAGCCUCCCGCCUCCACAAACAGCUUUAACCCACAGUGCUGAGGAGCCACCAAAGCCUUCCCUCCAUUGACAUUGCAGGUAACAGUAAACACCACAUGCCAGUGUUCCUUUCUCUCUCCAUUGGUGAGGAAUUUGCAUGACCCCACCCACUGCCUCUCCCGUAAAUCUUUUGAACAGGGACACAGACAGAAAAGCAAACACCACAGGCAUGUUAUUCCUUCCCUAUGCUGAGCCUCCGAUGGCGCAGUGUGUUAAAGCACUGAGCUGCUGAACUUGCAGACCAAAAGGUCCCAGGUUCAAACCCGGGGAGCGGAGUGAGCGCCCGCUGUUAGCUCCAGCUUCUGCCAACCUAGCAGUUCCAAAACAUGCAAAUUCAAGGGACGCUAAAGUGCUAGGAGAUGUGGAAAGUGCAGAAGAGCAUGGCAAGACAGCCAGGUGCCUGAGUGUUGUGGCGAUGACCCUGGCCAUUGUGUCCAUGAUAGUUUCCAUCAUUGUGAUAGCCAC
Molecule: messenger RNA, 3019 nt
Organism: Anolis carolinensis (green anole)
Lineage: Eukaryota; Metazoa; Chordata; Lepidosauria; Squamata; Anolidae
Product: dispanin subfamily A member 2b
Exons: 3
Coding region: 1921-2358 (145 amino acids)
Biological process (GO): defense response to virus; response to type II interferon; response to interferon-alpha
Cellular component (GO): plasma membrane
Source: RefSeq, a predicted model, not a curated record